CACAGCGGUGCUCUGGGAAACGUAGGCGGUGCGCCGCGCCUCCUGCCCGGCCUGGGAGAGGCGUGCGAGUAAGACGGUCGGCCCGCCGCCUGAAUACUCGUGCUCCGCCGCAGAAGAUGGCAGCAGAGGAGGCUGCGGAGACUGGGCUGUCUGCGGAGCGGCUGCAGGAGACCGAGGAGGAGGUGGAGAACGGGAGAAGCCCCGCUGGCGGCAGCAAGGCUGCAGCACUCAAUGGUGAAGUUGACUGUAAAAAAGUGGAAAGCAACAACCUGUCUGUGAAAGUUGGUGAAUCAGAAGUAGAAGCCAAAGAAGAAAGAACAGAUCAUGAAUCCGUAAAGGGACCAGAUAGUAACAUUUUGGAUGUUUCAUCUGAUUAUCCAAGAGAGAAACAUCUUUCCAUUCAAAGACAACUUGCUGAUCUAGAGAAACUAGCUGACCUGAAUGAAGCUGAAAAGAAGCCUUGUCCCUUGUGUCCUGAAGAGAAAUUUAAAGCCUGCUAUGGCCAUAAACUCCAUCGUCAUCUCCAGAAUUUGCACUGGAAAACCUCUGUUGAAUUUGAAGGGUACAGAAUGUGUAUCUGCCACUUACCUUGUCGUACAGCAAAGCCAAACUUCGUUGCAGAUCAGAUGUUUUCAAAGAUGGGAGCACAUUACCACUGUAUUGUCUGUUCAGCAACUAUCACGCGAAGAACUGAUAUGAUAGGACAUAUUAAUCGCCAUGUGAAUAAAGGAGAAACUGAAUCAAGAUUUAUUACAGCUCCUGUUCCCAAGUCAUCUUGUGAAGUGCUGAAAGAGGCAGACACAGAUGUGCAUGUGUUUCCCAACUAUUCCACACCUCAAAAAACAGAUUCCUAUUUUAAUCCGAAAAUGAAGCUUAACAGGCAACUGAUAUUCUGUGCACUAGCUGUUUUAGCUGAGGAACGUAAACCAAUAGAAUGUUUGGAUGCAUUUGGUGCUACUGGUAUAAUGGGAUUGCAGUGGGCAAAGCACCUCAGAAGUUCUGUCAAAGUUACAAUUAAUGAUUGUAAUGAAAAUUCUGUGACAAUGAUUCAGGAAAACUGCCAUUUAAACAAAAUGAAGGUGAAAGUGAACACUAAGGAAGAAGAAAAUGACGAAGCUAUAGGAGGUGGAGAAGAAAAUGCUGACAUCAUUGAGGUGACAAAAAUGGAUGCCAAUGUUAUAAUGCAUUUGAGAUCAUUUGAUUUUAUACAUUUGGACCCAUUUGGAACUUCUGUGAAUUACUUGGAUUCUGCCUUCAGAAAUGUGAGGAAUCUUGGAAUCGUGUCUCUGACAUCCACAGACAUUAGUUCUCUGUAUGCAAAGGCUCAGCAUGUUGCCCUGCGACAUUAUGGAUGUAACAUUGUCCGAACAGAGUACUACAAGGAGCUGGCAGCCAGAACAGUCCUUGCUGCUGUGGCAAGAGCUGCAGCUCGCUGUAACAAAGGCAUUGAAGUCUUGCUCGCAGUAGCCCUAGAACACUUUGUUCUUGUAGUUGUCAGAGUUUUAAGGGGACCAUCUCCCGCAGAUGAUUCAGCAAAGAAAAUAAGAUAUCUCAUCCACUGCCAGUGGUGUGAAGAGAGAAUUUUUCAGAAAGAAGGCAGUAUGGUAGUGGAAAAUCCUUAUCAGCAGCUACCUUGUGAUUGUCAUGGCAGUAUGCCUGGGAGGACAGCAGUUGUUCUUGGUCCUCUCUGGUCAGGUGCUCUCUUUAAUACUGGAUUCCUCAGAAGAAUGCUGUCUGAAGCUGUCCAGUAUGGCUUAGAUGAAGUUCAGCCACUUUUGAAAACCGUAGUUUGUGAAUCUGAGUGUACAACUUCCAAGAAUUUUUCUACCCAUAGUCCUUUUGAUGAAAACAAACAAGAAGAGUGUGGCGUAUAUAUUAAAACACCAGAUACGCUGGCAGAAUCUGAUGUGGUACCUGGUUUCACUGGCCUUUUUUGUGAUUCAGGAAAAAGAAAAAAUAAUGAAGUGACGCAAAAUGCUACCAAGCGACAAAAAACUGACAGCAGUGCUGAGCACCCUGCAUUUUACUAUAAUAUCCACAGACACAGUAUUAAAGGAAUGAACAUGCCCAAGUUAAAUAAAUUCUUAAACUAUCUCUCUGAAGCUGGAUACAGAGUCAGCAGAACCCACUUUGAUCCUAUGGGUGUUCGCACCAACGCACCCUUGGCACAGUUUAAGACUGUUCUCAUGAAGUACAGCACUCCCACAUAUGCUGGAGGGCAAACAGAAGUCCCUCUCCAUCUGACAGAAGAUGUCCAGGUGGGAGACCAGCUUCAAGUGGUUGCAGACAGCAAGGCAAAAGGUGAUGAGUUUCUGGAAGAGAACAAAUAUGGAGACACUGUCACUGUCUUUGCAGAAGACUGUCCUACUCACUGUGCAGCUGAUUAGUCCAGAUCCUUUUGGGAUCAGAACUUGCAACUACGCUCUGUUCAAGUACACCAGUAUUCCUUGCAGACCUUGAGUUUGACAGUUUGAAACCCCUGCAAUUUUUUGGGGGGAGGAAAUUUUUGGGGGGAGGUUUAGAAUUCUAGAACUUAGCACUGAAUGCAGCAGUAUGCAUGGUCAAAACGCUUUUCCUGUGGGAAAGUUUUUAGAUAGUUGGUUCUUUCACACUCACAUCCACUUUUACACUGAGCAUUGUAGCUAGCGCCAAGUCUUUGUGCAGCCUUAUUCAAGCUGCUAGAACAGGACCCAAAAGAGUGGGGCCAAAAGUCUUAAGCAUUUCUGAACAUAAAUUUAGUUUGAAUCAGACAAUCAUUUCUAAAACCUGGCCAGUUAAAAUUCAAAGGGAGGUCACAAAAUACUGCAGGACAAAAUGUGAUGUGAACUGAAGCAAGCUGGAAAGUGCUAACUUGGUGCACUUCUAACUCCACUUCUAACUCCACAUUGCUCAUGUAAUUUGGCCUUUGGUUUCAUUUCUGUAGAUCUACCUACAGGCAAAAUCCUAACAAAAAUGAGAAUGGAAAGGAACCUUUGCAGAGCUGUCACAUAAUCUUCAGUUCCAAACUAAGCUUUAGUGAUUUGUCUUCAUUGAUUCUAGUAGUUUGUUUGCUCUGAGGUUUAAUUUGGUUGUUCACUUAAAAAAAGUGUAUCGUGACCAGACAUCACAAUCUGAAGUUCCAGAAUAAUUUAAUAAUACAGUUUGCUGUUGAAAGAUCUCUUCAGUGACUGAGCAAAGAUGCUAUUUGUUGGUAGUCAUUUCGGGUUUCUUUAAAUACAUGGCAACAUUCCAGCCAAACAAA
Molecule: messenger RNA, 3241 nt
Organism: Coturnix japonica (Japanese quail)
Lineage: Eukaryota; Metazoa; Chordata; Aves; Galliformes; Phasianidae
Source: RefSeq, a predicted model, not a curated record